CUUCCUUCCCUUCCCUUCCAGAAAGAGCGUGGUGAAGAUGGCGGCGCAAAACUCCAUGCCGAGUGAUCUUUACAGAAGCGUAUAUUCGUUUCUGCUGGAGAACAAGUUCACGAAGGCCGCUCAGCAGUUUCUGAAACAGACUAAAGUGACUCCACAAGAUCCAAAUGAAGAGAGCCUCGUCAACAUCUACAACUUCUGGGUGAAGUCUCCUGAAGCCAAGAAACGAAAGGCGCUUCCUAACAAGGCUGAAGCAAACGGUCCAGCGGCCAAGAAAGCAAAAACCAGUGCAGAGAGCUCCAGCAGCGACGAGUCGAGCAGCGAAGACGAAGAAGCUGUUGCCAAACCAACAAAGGCAGCCCCUGCAGCAGCUAAGGUUGUGCCAGCUCAAGCAGCAGCUAGCAAAGCUGCACCCAGCACCAGUGAAGACUCCAGUGACUCUGAGGAGGAGAAUGCACCUGCGAAGGCACCUGCGAAGGCACCUGCAAAGGCACCCGUGAAGUCGCCUGCUGCUCCGGCUGCAGGAAGGAAGAAAGACAGCAGCUCUAGCAGUGAAGAAUCUGAGGAUGAGCCGCCCGCUAAAGCUCCUACAACAAAACGGAAGGCUGGUGCAGUUGCAGCACCCAAACCAGCUGUUCCUGCUAAAGCUACAGCUCAGAAAAAGCAGGAGAGCAGCAGCAGUGAAGAGAGCUCCUCAGAAUCUGAAGAUGAGAAGCCAGCCAAGGCUCCAGCCAAACCUGCCCCAGUAAAGACUGCUCGAGCUGCUGCUGCGAAAUCGAGCAGCGAAGACUCUUCAUCUGAAGACGAGGCUCCGCCCAGCAAAAAACCCAAAGCAGGAGCGUACAGCGCAGUCCCACCUCCUGCUUCAGUCCAGAAAGCUCCAGCUGCUCCAGCAGCCAGUAAGGCCCAGGACAGUGAUUCUUCAGACAGCAGUGAUGAGGAAGAAGAGAAGAAAGUAGCUGCCAAACCUGCACCAGUAAAAACCACUGCUGCCAGACCUGAUGCUCCCAAACCCGCUGCCAAGAAGCAGGAGUCCAGCUCUGAGAGCUCAGAUUCAAGCUCAGAUGAAGAGGAGGCAAAGAAGCCUGCCCCAAAGGUGACUCCCGCUAAGGCUGCUCCAGCUAAACCAGUUCCAGCUAAAGUCCCACCUGCUCAAGAGGACACUUCGGAGGACUCCAGCUCGGAGGAGGAGACGGCAAAGAAGCCCGUUGCUAAACCUGCACCGGCCAAGACUACCCCCGCUAAAAAAGACGAGUCCUCAAGCUCAGAUAGCAGCUCUGAAGAUGAGGCCCCAGCAAAACCUGCCACUAAAACGGCAGCGAAACCGACACCCGCUGCUGCCUCUAAACCCCCGGCCAAGCCCGCUGAGAGCAGCUCUGAUUCUGAAGACUCUGAGGAUGAAGAAGAACCGGCAAAAGCCAAGCAAGCAGCUAAGCCAGCAGCUAGGCCGGCUACCCCAGCCUCAAAGCCUGCUACCCCCACAGCAAAGCCUGCAGCAGCAGAGAGCAGCUCAGACGCUGACUCCUCCUCAGAAGAUGAGGAACCAGCUGUCAAGGCUAAACCCGCAGCCGCGAAACCCGCAGCCGCUAAAGCCGCAGCCGCUAAACCUGCAGCCGCUAAACCUGCAGCAGCAGAAAGCAGCUCAGACUCUGACUCCUCUUCAGAAGAUGAAGAACCAGCUGUCAAGGCUAAACCCGCAGCCGCGAAACCCGCAGCCGCGAAACCCGCAGCCGCUAAACCUGCAGCAGCAGAAAGCAGCUCAGACUCUGACUCCUCUUCAGAAGAUGAAGAACCAGCUGUCAAGGCUAAACCUGCUGCCGCUAAACCUGCAUCAAAGCCUGCUACCCCUGUAGCAAAGCCUGCUGCUGAGAGCAGCUCAGACUCUGACUCCUCUGAGGAUGAGGAAGAACCUGUGAAAGCCAAGCCAGCAGCAGCUAAACCUGCGUCAAAGCCUGCUACCCCUGCUAAACCUGCAGCCGCUAAACCCGCAGCCGCUAAACCCACUUUGCCUGUAGCAAAGGCUGCUGCAGCAGAGAGCAGCUCAGACUCUGACUCCUCCUCAGAAGAUGAAGAACCAGCUGUCAAGGCAAAGCCUGCUACCCCUGCGGCAAAGCCUGCUGCUGCAGCAGAGAGCAGCUCAGACUCUGACUCCUCUGAGGAUGAGGAAAAACCAGUGAAAGCCAAGCCAGCAGCAGCUAAACCAGUUACCCCAGUUACAAAGCCUGCUGCAAAGCCUGCUGCAAAGCCUGCUGCAAAGCCUGCUGCAAAGCCUGAGGUGGCCGCAGACGACACCUCUGAUUCGGACAGCUCAGACUCUGAGAAUGAGGCAGCCAAACCUGCAGUCAAGAAACCGACUCCAGCAGCAGUGGCCCCUGCUGUCACACCGACGGUCACAAAGAAAGCUAAGGAGAGCAGCUCUGACUCCUCGGACAGCUCGGAUUCAGAGACCGAGACAAAGUCCACCCCUGCUAAGCCUGCAGUCACCAAUGGCAAGGCAGCGACACCCAAGACCCCAGCGACACCCAAGACCCCAGCACCCAAGACCCCAGCAAAGCCCGCGGACUCAUCAUCCAGCGACAGCAGCUCUGAGGAGGAGGAAGAGGCCAGUAAAAGUACUGUAAAACCUGCUACACCUGCCGCAACACCCAAGACAACCCCAGCAGCUAAACCUAAAGAGAGCAGCAGCAGUUCCUCAGACAGCUCAUCAGAUGAGGAGGAAGCGCCACUCAAAGCAGCCACGGCUCCCACCCCCCCCUCAAACGGUGCAAAUACAGAAAGUGAAGAAGAAGAAGAAGAGACAAAAGUGAAGACUCCAAAAAACAAGAAAGUAACGACCACACCACAGACGUUUCCUAAAGCUAAUAAGUCCGCCAACAUACCCUUCCGUAGAAUAAGAGAGGAAGAAGUAUCAGUGGAUCCCCGUCUUACAGACAACUCUUUUGAUGCGAAGUUUGGAGCCAACGGGGACUGGGGCCAGAAAGCCAACGAUGUGCUCAGGUUCACAAAAGGCAAGUCAUUCCGCCAUGAAAAGACGAAAAAGAAGAGGGGGAGCUACCGCGGCGGAGCCAUCUCCACCAAUGUCAACUCGAUUAAGUUUGACAGUGACUAAGGACCUUCCGACUCUCAUCCCUCCCACCUGAACUUAACUGUGUCCGUGUGAUCGGGACUUUACGUUCUCUGCUUCCUCCCCCGGUAUACGGUCCCUUUUAUCAUCACUACCCAGGAGCAGACUGACAGGAAUGUGACCCACAGGGCUGAGUCGGCACUCACAUGCAGUUAGCUGCCCUUAGUUCAUAAUGGAGAGCAUUAGUUUGAUCUCGGAUCUGAAGCCACAGCUAGUGGAGCGGGUGCAGCAGCAGAGAGAUGUUCCCCGCUGUGCUGUGACUUCAGACUCUACUGCUAAAGGUUGAGCUCCAUGUGACUUUAUUACCACGUAUAGCCACUAGGUGGCUGCAGGCCAUCUGUUAAUGGUAAACCACCAAUGUGUGUUGGGUCCCUUUUUUUUUAAUUUUUUUGUGCCUAUUUUGACUUCAUUCUCAAAUGAGGACUGUAUUUUCUUUUCUUGGUACCAAUUUCCUGAUGUAUCUAUAUAUGAAUGACAGCCAUCCCUCCCAACAGAUUCUUUAUAAUGUGUUAAGAAAAGCCUGGUAUUGAUUUUUAAUGCAUCACAUGGCUUCUUGAUUUUUGUUUGUCAGUUUUUAUUUGGCCACAUUUAAAAUGGGAAAGGGUGUGCGCUCGGGUUACUUCUCUAUUUACAUUACACACACGUUGAAGAGUAGAACUGAGUUUUAUACUGUGUAUUUAUUUAGUUGUAUUCCAUAUCCGUGUUUAGGACCUCGGCUGGUCCAAUCCAUGCCAUUCUCAAGCCAUUUUGUUUUGAAACUAUUUCUUCAUUUAGGAUACCUCUGUUAACCCUCCCGAAUCUCUUCAUCAGCGGUAUGAAAUUAAUGUUCAACCUUAGAGCCAUGUUUCUUUCACUCAUUUGAAUUUACUGUAUAAAGUGUUGUGAACCUUCUGUUUUGUUUUUUUAAUUAAUACUUGUCGCGAUUAUUAAAGACCUAAAAUAUUA
Etheostoma spectabile (orangethroat darter) is the source of this 4066-nucleotide messenger RNA. RefSeq names its product nucleolar and coiled-body phosphoprotein 1 (gene nolc1). Gene Ontology annotation, molecular function: protein binding. NCBI's taxonomy places the organism in Eukaryota, Metazoa, Chordata, Actinopteri, Perciformes, Percidae. Gene Ontology annotation, cellular component: nucleoplasm; nucleolus. The record is from RefSeq and is a predicted model, not a curated record. Bases 38 to 3106 code for a protein of 1022 amino acids. The transcript has 15 exons.